AUGAUGCGCACGGCAGCUGUCAGAAGACCACAGGUUGCAAAACCAACGUUAAACGCUGGAGCACAACAAAUCCGCCAAAAGACAUUCAUCAAAAGAGAGGACAAGAGCGGAGAAAUCUACUAUGCCGUCAACAGAUGGGGCAGGGCAAAACCCAAGAAGCCGCCGAAUCGGGAACUCUUCCAGAUCAACAAUCUCCUCCUCGACCUCGACGAUAUGGACAGUAGGCACGUGCGGACGUGUACCGAGGACGAUGAGGCUCAGAUGCUCAAACACUGGUCUGUGGAUCCCAAGCGCCAGGCAUUGAGAAGUCGGCUCGAUGAGCUGCUGAGCGAGGUCGAUUGGUCCCGGCGCAAGGUUUUCGAGAUAUCGAUGGAGCCAACCAGUUCCUGGCGACUCGGGAGCCAUGACAUUCUCUCCGCAGCCCUCAACGGAGCCCCAUCUAGCUCAUCACCAGGCCCACCAGUCGACUCCUCCGACCGCCAACAAGGGUUCCACACCAUCUGCUCGAAAAACGGGAUUCCAGGACACGCCAAACAGGACGACCAGCUAUUGCUUCACUGGUUCCAGCUACGCAAUCAAUUGGCACAGUCCGAGCAGCAGACCAACAAACCGCCGUCUCCCAGCCAGCUCGCAUCAGCCCUAAGAGAACAGGACACGGUUAUUAGCAUUCGCAGGUUGGUUUCGCAAUGUCUGUCUUCAGGCCUGGACGCCACGUCUUUUCACCAGACGCUCCACAACGGCCAAGGGCGACCACCUUCCAGCCUCUCUAGCGAGGUUCGGGAUGCAUGCGCGAAUAUUCUGAACGGCUGCCAGGAGAAAAGCGCAACUUGUCACGACCUCUUGGCUUUCCUUGGCAACCUUAGCCAGAGACUAUCGUCUAGUGGCGCCCAUAUUGGUGAGCCGUUGUGUGGGCUUGGGCUGAGGCUUUCAGCCGAGAUGGGCAAGCCUGCGGCCACCAUGGAAUAUCUCGACAUGGCCUUUAGAGAUGGAUACUUUGGGGAUGAAGCUUUGGGUGACGUCCUCGAUACUUUGGAGACGUACUCGCACCAUCUCAGAGUCAGUUCAGAGUCAAGAUUCCUCGACAUGAGCGACAGACAGACCCUCCUGAGUCUGUUGACGGGUAUCCGCAACGAUACCCAUGCUGCAGAAAGCCACACUGCACACGGAUCAAUUCGAUCUAUUGCCAUUCAUUUCCUCCGGGAGCGGCGCGAUGAUGGCGCUACACUGCUGGCCCUGGAAAUCUAUCGGGCUUACAUAGUCCUUCUAGGUCGUCUAGGCGCGGUAGCAUCGCUCUGGCAAGAAUGGCGACUAUCGGGGGCCGAGCUCGAAGGUUUGAUCCGAAAAGGGAACCUACUGAUGCCCGAGGGCCAAACAGAAGAGAUUGUCGUGGAAUCUUUCAGAAAGGCAAUUGGGGCAUCCCUCUCAGUUGUGGCUCUUCGUGAUGAUGCAGCUUCGACGGACCUCGACUUGGCGGGUUGUGCCACGCGGGACCUGGAAGCCAUUGAAGAGCAGAACCAGGAUGCUUGGCUCGGGUGCCAGCAGCAGGAGGCGCACCCUAUGCGAGGACUGCUGGACGGCGAUAUCCGUGCGGCGCUGGGUCUCCCACUUGAUGGGUGGAUGAAAGGGUUGCGGCGUCUAGCUGAAGGAACUGAUCCCCGAGGCUGA
Molecule: messenger RNA, 1665 nt
Organism: Fusarium falciforme
Lineage: Eukaryota; Fungi; Ascomycota; Sordariomycetes; Hypocreales; Nectriaceae
Exons: 1
Coding region: 1-1665 (554 amino acids)
Source: RefSeq, a predicted model, not a curated record